UUAUUAGGCUUAAAGCUGUGGAGAUUGCUCUUAAUGAAAUAGAUGAAACAAAUCAUAUUGUCAGUCAGUUGGAACUGCAACUGGCAGAUUAUGACACCAUGCCAUCUGAUGAGGAGACACUUCAGAGGAUUCACAACCAUCUGGGAGACUUACAGGGGGAGGUAAAGAGAGGUCAACCAGUACUUGACCAACUGAACGAAGAUGCAGUAGAAGUUCGACGUACAACAGAGCAGAGUCGUCCCAAACAAAUCAAACAUCCUGAUGUGAAGAAAAUGGAAGAUGACAUUGUAAAAUUAACAAAACGUUGGGACAGAGCUUGCAGUCAGGUGGUGGACAGAUUAAAGAGUUGUGAAAAUGCAGCAUCAAUGUUGAAAAACUACAAGAAGAAAAUCGAAAAGGAAGAACAACCAUGGAUUGAGGAGAUGACCCAGAAGGUCAACAAUCUUAAGUCAGUUAAAUAUACACCACCCAAGCAGGCAGAAGUCAAAAUUCAACCUGCUCUGGACCUGUAUAAUGCUUUAGCUCAGAGAAAACCUGAAAUUGAAAAUGCCAAUACCCUAGGUGGAAAAUACAUAAGAGAAGCUAAGAUGUACGACAUAUGCAUCAGACAUUACAGAGAAAACUUGGUGGAAAUCUUUCCCUUUCUGGAAAGCACUGUGAACAAGAAAGCUAAAGUUCUUCCUGGUGCUGAUACAGUCAGCCAAGAACUUGACUCUCUUAAUGAGCAGUAUACAUAUCUGGUUGAUACUGUGUUAUCAUAUCUGAAGAACUUACAGGAAUAUCUGUCUGGACAUAGAGAGUAUCAGUAUUCCUUCACAUUCAACGAAGUCAUGCCCAUCACUUUACGGACGUACCGCACAGAACUGAUAAUAGACCGUGUGGCUUCACCUAGAACAGUAGAAGUGGAUUUAUAUCCUUACAUUGUAGAAGGAGAGACUGCUUUCCACACUGGGACUGUCACUCAAACUGUCAAGUACACUGUUGGUUCUGAAACUCCUGACUAUGACACAGAGAUGCAAAAAUCAUCCUCUACUUUCACGGUAAAAACUUCAGAUACUUCGCCCACCAUAGCUUUAAAGGCCAAACCUUUAAUACCUUCAGAAGAUUCAUCAUGGUUAUCCUCGGUGGAGCCACCGAGCUCUUCAAUGACCUUCUCUGAGAUUAGGAGUGCCAAAAGAUUACAGAAAUGUGAUCAGUCAACCAAUACAGAACACAUUGUUCUGAUUAAAGGAAUUACAAACACAGUAACACAGGAAAAACUUACAAUCAGUGAAGCUAUCGAAGAAAGUAUUUUAAAUGUUAAAACUGGUCAGUAUUUAGAUCUUAGGGCUGGUAGACGAAUUAAUAUUGAAGAUGCAGUUGUUCAAGGUUUGGUUGACUCUAAUUUUGCUGAUCGAAUUACCGAAGUAUGUGGCAUUGUUGAUAAGAAAACCGGUAUUGAACUGACCGUUUUAGAGGCAAUUCAGAAAGGUCUGUUUGAUCCAAAAGAGGGGAACUUCCUAGACCCUAAAGAAGGUAGACCUUUAACUGUUGAUGAGGCUGUGACUCUUGGAAUUGUUAAAGAAAACAAGGUACAGCUCUUAGUUAACAAGGGGAUCAUCAAGACAUCAAAACUGACCAUCAUCCAGGCUGUCCACAAGGGAUUGAUAAAUGAUGAAACUGGAGUUUAUAAAGUACCAGGUUCAAGUGAAUUACUGUCCAUUCCUGAAGCCUUCACCCGAGGUUUUCUUGUGGGGGAACCUGCUAUCCGAAGUGAAGGAGGAGUGACUCUUAAAGAAGCUCUUGAAAAAGGAAUGGUGCAUGAGAGGUCAGGCCAGAUCCUCGAUCAUGUGUCUGGAGAGAGAUUUACACUUGAUGAAGCUGCUGACAGAGGAAUUUUACAUUCUGACUUUAAAGAAAUUGUUGAUUCAUCCACAGGAGAAUUUUUCACCAUUUCUGAAUCUAUACAACAUGGAUUGAUCAAUCCACAAGUUGGGUGUUACAUAUCAAGUAUAACACACAAGCAGGAAACGUUUCACCAAGCUCUUCAGCAAGGGUUAGUACGACAGCCUUUGGUUCUGAAAGAUUUACUGAGGCAGGGAUUACUAAGUGAUGAUGGAAAAGUAACUAAUCCAGUUACUGGUCAUAAACUCUCAUUGUUAAAGGCAAUGUCUUUUGGUGUUUUGGAAACAACAAAACAAACCAUUGUUAACCCCAAUACGCAAGAGUUAGUGACAAUACCUGAAGCACUGGAGAAAGGCAUUCUAACUCCACAUGGACUAUUUAAAAACACCAAGACUAAAGAGACCAUUUCUCUUUCUGAGGCUGAAGAUCAGGGGUUCAUUGUUUCAGUUUGUUUUAAGAAGGUAUUUGAUGUAGAGGGAAUAACAGAUUCAUCAGAAGAAGGGAAUAUUAGCUUUACAAAAGCAGUGAGUAGUGGUUUAAUAGACCUUAGCUGUGGUAAGUUUGUUGAUAUGUCUACCGGGAAAAGAAUUAAUUUUGAAGAGGCUGAACAAAGAAAACUUAUUCAGCCUCAGUUAUAUGAAAUGUUAAGGGAUAAAGUUGGUAUUGUGGAUGAAAGAGGUAGAGAACUGACACUUCUGGAUGCUAUUUUUAAAAGCUGUUUAGAUUAUAAAACUGGGCUGGUCAGAGAACCCCGAACCAAGAAACCACUUCCGUUGUAUGAAGCUGUUUACAAAGGGUUUAUAACCCAAGAGGGAGCUGCUGUUUUGAAAGGUCUGCUCAAUAUUAAGGUAAAUGUGGUGGACACAAAGAAAUUUACUCAUUCUGUGACUGUGUCAAGACAGUGUAGAGAGAAGAUGAUCUACCAAAGUGAAGACUGUCAGGAGUUUGGUAAUUUUAUAUAUAAACAAGACAUGAGAAUACCAGUGUCUGAAACUCAAAGUUAUGAGCCACGUACUUCACCUCCUGAUGAACACAUGGAAGUAAAUGGUCUUCAGUCUCAAAGAUUUUUUGAUUCUAGUUAUCAUGAGGAAGAAGAAAAAAAAAUCUUAAACAUAAAACAUUAUCGUCAGAAAAUAAUUACUCAGGAAGAGAAAGUACAAAUGACAGAUAUUUCUGAGACAUACAAAAAUAUCUCAAAAGAGACAACAGAGAAUCAAAAUCCAGAAAGACCUGCAAGUUUUGUUCCUACCAUUACAGAGCUUAAAUCAUUUCAACUUAAGUUAGAAACUGAAGCUUCUCAAAAAAAUAGAGAAAAUACAGAAAUAAUGUUGGAGAGAUACAAGAAAAAUAUUGUGCCUUCUACAUCUGGGAAGCCUCCAGUGACUUAUCACUCUAAUGGAAUGAAUGCAUAUGAUGAUGAGAAGUUAACAAACAGUUUCCAUACAAUGAGUUGUACUAGAACCGUGCAGGUGCCACCUGGUGGCUGGUUUUUGGAAGAUGCUAUUCAUCAGAAUCUGUUUGAUGCAGAAUUAGGACAUUUUCAAAUCCCAGGGACUACAAAAAAAGUUUCUUUUAAGGAGACAAUUACAUUAGGUCUUGUCAAUCCUAGAUCUGCUUCUGUUUAUGAUCCAUCAAGUAAAACAUGGCUCUUUUUGUCAAGUUCAUUAGACAGAGAGUUACUUGAUGCUAAUGGUAAUUUUAUUAAUGUCAGAAGGAAAGAAUAUCUUCCUAUGAAAGAAGCAAUUCAAAGAAAUCUCAUCAUGUUUGAAAAACCAAUGGACAUUGAGUAUAAAACAACUAAGGUUAUCUAUAUAUCUCAGGCUGAAGGUCAACCAGAUCAAAUUGAAAUACUAACUGAACCCUGUCCUCAGCCUGCUGUUCCUGUAGAGUCUAAACCUAAAUUGGUAUUUUCUGAAAUAAAAAGUACUCCGAUAGUAUCCACAGAAGAUAAAAGUGUUUCUACCUUUUCUCAAGGCUGUGUAAAGGUGGCGCCAGGUUUGUUUUAUGAAUUAGGGACAGGAGAUGUCCUUGAACAGCAUAGUGGAAAGAAAAUGAAGUUGAUGGAAGCUGUUAAUAUGGGUACAGUUGAUGGCAGACAGUUUCAGGUAUUUAAUUCCAUAAGAGGUGAAAAAUUUAACCUUAUUGAAGCUAUUGAUGCUGGUCUUGUAGAUAGACAAAGUGGAGAUUACAUUCACCCAACACUGCGUAAAAGAAUUCCAUUGAAAGAAGCUGUAAUGGAAGGUCUGUUAUACUUCUUUCCUGGAGAUGAAAAUCUUUUCAGUCAGACUUUAUUAACAUCUGCAAGUGAACAAUCUCAAGUUCAUAACUUAACCAAGCCUCUUACCAGUAGUGAACAAGUCAAGAUCAAUGAUCUGAUUAGGACCACCAAUAUCUCAGACUUUACGCAAUUCAGAGUCACUGAUGCACUAACUGGACAAGACCUUGCUUUAGAAGAAGUGACAGCUAGAGGAUUAACUGAACCCACAGCAAGUGAGCAGUAUACAGAAUCUUUCAAACAUCAAACUUAUGUGCAGGCUUCUGAAGAAAACCUUAUAAUUAACAAAUCACACACAGUUAACAUUCGAGAGCCAAAAACAGGCCGUGAGAUGACUCUAGAGGAAGCAUUGGAAGAAGGCUUAAUAAAUGCUGACAUGAUUUCCAAAAUCCAUCAUGGAUGGCAGCUACAAGGUUAUGAAGUCAGUACAGCCAUCUCUGUAACAGUUGUUGACCCAAUAAGUGGUGCACCAUUAUCCUUAGAGACUGCUAUCGCUAGAGGUUUGAUUGGGUCUGAUACAAUUGAAAAGAUCAAAAGGAGAGAGGAUAUUGAAGUAAUUUCUACUAAACAUAAAGAUGUUAUCGAUGGUAAGAAAAUGCCUUUAAAUGACCAGUCCUCAGAAGGUGAGCAUCAGCCUCAUCCUUGUAUCGAAACAUUUCCAACAAGGUAUCUUGGUAAUGAAAGUAUUAGAAUACCAUCUCCUGAUCCAAAGAGUAGAAUAUCUGAGCCUAGAUUUGAAGUUACUUUUGGUAGAGCCAGAUCAAUUGAAUCUCCACAAAAGAAGGCUCUUGUACCUCACAAAGUUCGGAGAAGACCUGUUGUCCCAAAAGAUGCUGCAAAAAAAGGACUUCUAGAUGAUAAAACGGCAAAAAUUCUGGAUUCUGCUAAGGUCCUGACUGGUCCAAAUGGUCAUCAAAUGAGUUUGAAGGAAGCUAUUAGAUUAAAUCUGAUAGAUGGCAAUAGUGGAGCUAUACCUGAUCCAUAUAGAGGUGAAAAAUUAACAAUAAAAGAAGCCCUUGAGAAAGGCCUUCUAGAUCCGGCAAGUGGCACUUUGUUAAUGCCAGUGGGUCGUAGUUUAACUCUGCCAGAAGCUGUAUUUCAAGGUCUGGUACAGCCUGUGAUGCAAAGAAUUAUUCAUCCAGAGAUUGGUGAGAUUUUACCAUUAUAUGAAGCCAUCGGUUGUGAAAUCAUCAAUCCAGUUUCUCAGGUUGUUCAUCCUGUUUCACACCAACAUAUCACCCUGGAAGAGGCAGUCAGCAAAGGUAUCAUUGACCACAUCACUGCUGAAGUGCACAUGCCUAUUGGUAAAAUUAGUUUGGUUGAAGCUGUACAAAAACAUAAUGUUUUUGAUCAGCCUUCCAUUGUCCAAGAGGAGUUUUUACCUCCACUAGGCUUUACAUUUCCUGUUGCUCUAGAGCACAGAUUUAUAGACACCAUCACUGCUGAAUUUAUUCAUCCAGUAACUGCAAAUCGCAUUCCACUAGAAGAGGCCAUGUUUUGUGGUUUGAUCAUGGUUGUUCCUGUUCCACCACUCCCACACAGUGUUAACAUAAUAGAGGCUUUACAGAAAAGAAUGAUUAAUCCUGAUCAUUGCUCUAUCAAACAUCCUACCACUGGCCAGGAAAUCGCUGUCAGAGAAGCAGUGGACAACGGUCUCCUACAGAUAACACCUAUGACUGGCCAAGCAGAAGUAAAAUCUAGUGUUUCUCAAAUCACAACUUGGCAGUCUUCUAAAUCAUUCCUCCCAGAUGGGUUCAUAUUGGACCCCAGUUACAUUAUGGUUGGACCUGAUGAGGUAAAGUAUACUAGGACUGGUCAAGUGAUGACUGUCACGGAUGCCCAGAAUCGUGGUAUAAUGAGGAAAAUUACAGAAGGUGGUACACAUGCUCUUCCAAUGACUAUUACAGAAGCUCUGAAAUGUGGCACAGUAGACUUGCAAGAAGGAACAUUUACUUUUGGUACUGGCCGUGAUCCAAUACCCAUAUAUCAUGCUAUAACUAGAGGUCUUGUUGUGGAAGAUGACAAACCCAUAGAGGGAGUAAAAAAAUAUACAGUAAUGCAGGCAUGUAAGUACCUCUAUGAUACCAGAAUUGAAAUGUUCAAAGAACCAGAAAUGGGAAGAUAUACAUCUUUUACCAGGUUGGUCAAGUUAGGGGUGAUUGAUUUGGAUCAUUUUUUGUAUGAUACUCACACAAGAGAACUCAUGACAGUGGAAGAGGCUUUGCAUCAAGGUAAGUUGGAUGGAAAAACUGGAAAAUUUAUUGAUUCUGUCAACAACAAAAAGAUUUAUGUCACUGAAGCAACCAAGUUAGGGUUAUUAUUAUGUAUUGAUAGGUCAUGUCUUGAAAAUCAAGCUGAAUAUGUUAAAGUGAAGAAAAUGCCACCUUCAGUAGAGGCAAAACCUUGUGCUGAUUUAUCUCCAGAAGCUGAUGAUAAAAAACCCAAAGAAAAGGCUUCAUUCGGAGUACAUUUCCAAGAGGAUUCACUGAGAAGUACAAAUCAUGAUGUGAAACCCAUUUCCAAUGAAAGAAUUUGCUUACAAGAAGCACUAGCGAAUGGAAUUAUUAACCGAGAAAGAACCCAUAUCACUAUACCUAGUAUUGGCCAAAGACUGAAAUUGCAGUAUGCAUUACAGAACAACCUUGUUUCUGAAAACAGCAUUAUUGAAUUACGCAGCAGAACAGAAGCUGUGCUGAUUGAACAGUCUACCCAACUACUAGUGGAUGACCCACUGAGUAUGGCCUUUGCUGUUAAACAUGGAUUUUAUGAUCAAGAAGAAGGUGUUUUCUUGAACCCAGAAACUGGAAGUUACCAACCAUUCUCAGACUUUGUGUCACUUGGUGUAUUAGAUGCACACAGAAUAAAAGUCAAAGAUCUUCGUUCUUGUGAAUAUGUGAGUCUGUCAGAAGCACUUUACACUGUUAUAAUAGAUAGGAAUACUGGCCAAAUGGUAGACCCCAAAACAGGUGAAAGAGUUCCAUUCUUUGAUGCUGUUAAACGUGGAUGGAUUAUUUAUCUUCAGGACACAGAUAGAGAUCAUAAAGUUAAUAAGCCUAUGACUUUCAAGUAUGCAAUAGAAAAUGGCUUAUUUGAUGGCAAUAAAGGAUUGGUUAAGUGUACAGCCUCUUCAGAACCAAUUCCUUUAGGAAAGGCAUUAAUAUCAGGAGAAUUAGACUCUAGUUCUGUUUCUGUUUACAAUCCAAAGAUGGAGGAUAUAAUGACUGUGAAAGAAGCUGAAAAAGCUGAUAUCCUUGAUCUUGCUACUAAUAUUUAUAUAAAUCCCAUAACUUCCCAGGAAAUAUCUUUAGCAACAGCUUAUAAGAGAGGGUUGAUUCUUGUUUCACAACGACCGAUGUCUUUGGAAGCCGUCAUCAAGAAAGGUCUUUAUAACCCAACUUCUGGGUCUGUUAAAGACCCAGUUACUAAUCAACAGAUGGAUCUUGACCAGGCUAUCAAAAAAGGUCUUAUAGAUGCUUUUAUCACUGAAGUGAAAGACACCAAAAAUGAUAACCUGCUAUCCCUAGAUGAAGCAUUAGAGAUGCGUAUUGUCAUGUCAAAAUCUGGAAAAAUGAAAGAUACAGCUAGAAAUUCCACUCUGUCUUUAGAUGUGGCUUUACGUAAAGGCUUGAUAGUGACAAAUCGUAUACAGAUGUCUCUUGUUGAUGCUGUUAACCAGGGUCUGUAUAUAGCAGAUACAGGAAGAUUCUCAGAUCCAGCCACUGGAAAUGAAGUAACUCUUUCUGAAGCUGUUUCUAUUGGAUUCAUAGAUGUUGAGUCAGUGAGGGUGAAAGACAUCCAGUCUGACUCAUUGGUCAGCUUGAAAGAAGCCAUGGCCACUGGAUUGGUGGAUAAAGAAGCAGGAAUAUUAACUUUUCCUAAUCCUAUGUCACUAGAUAUUGCACUUUUGAAAGGAUUUUUUGUAACAACAAGGUUUCCCUGGGCUCUCCAGGAGGCUCUAGAACAUAGAAUGUAUGAUCCAGAAACAGGAUUAAUGAUUGAUCCAGGCAGUGAAGAAAAGAUAACACUUGAAGAAGCCAUUAGGCGUGGCUGGGUUGAUCGUGAGGCCUUAACUUUGAAGGAUCCAAGGUCAAGUGACAUUUUAAGCUUGUCAGAGGCUAUUCGUGUUGGAAUAAUUGAUCCAGUUUCAGGCAUGGUUACUGAUCCAACUGUAGGGUCAGAGAUGCAUUUAUUUGAUGCUCUUGAUCGAGGCUUAAUCAUUCCUGCAAAGAGGAGGUUUUCACUUCCAGAGGCUAUCUAUAAAGGGUUUUAUGACCCCAAAACUGGCAGAUUUGUAAGUCCAGAUUCACAGGAAAAACUGUCUACUGACCGUGCUUUACGUGGUGGGUUUAUUGACUCGGCCUCAACCCUGGUUAGGGAUGAAAUGUUAGGUCAAAUUUUUCCUUUUCAUCAAGCUGUGGAAAAUGGAAUUAUUGAUAUUAAGGAAGGAAAAGUCAAAGUAAAUAAAAUAGGAAAGAAAAUCAAUUUCCAGGCAGCUUUUGACCAAGGACUUUUGAUAGAAAUCAGAAGACCAUUGACCCUGUGGGAAGCUAUUCAGAAAGGUGUAUAUAAUGAGGUAAAUAGCAAGUUCUUGGACCCAGCAAGUGGCCAAUGGCUUACCUUAAAAGAAGCUAUUGCUUGCCAAUUAAUUGACCCAGAUUCUGUGCAUGUCAAAGACACUAGGACUGGGUUCUUAAAGAAGCUUACUCUGAUCAAUGCUAUUGAAGCUGGACUUGUCAACGGGGAAUCUGGAAAGAUUGUACAGCCAGAUGGACAAGAGGUUUCUUUGGUAAUAGCCUUCAAGUUAGGAUUAAUUAUUGAAAGUAAAAUGGCUCUCUCUAUACAGAAAGCAAUCCAUCAAGGAUUUUAUAGUGAAGAAACAGGGAAAUUUACUGAUCCAAACACGGGGAAAAAAAUUACUCUUCAUGAAGCCAUUCGUCGUUUUGUUAUAAAUGCUUACCUUCCAUGUUACUGGGAUAAGUCUAAUUACAAGCUGUUAAACUUGAUUGAAACAGUUAGGGCUGGUGUGAUAGACCGCAGAGCUGGAACAUUUAGAAAUCCAAGUUUUAACCUAGACAUGCCCCUCAACUUGGCUCUUGAAAAAGGUCUGAUUGUAGAUAUUGAACAACCUUUCGGUUUGUACGAUGCCUUAUCAAUGGGUCUGUAUGAAGUGCAGAGUUCCAAAUUUGUUCACCCAACCAAUGGGCGACAUCUGUCACUAGAAGAAGCACUUAAGGAAGAGGUUAUAAAUCCUCAUAUAUCAAUAGUUAAAAAUAAAAGAACUGGUAAGUAUCUAAAGUUGAUUGAAGCCAUUAAUACCAAAAUUAUCAAUCCAUGUAGAAGUUGCUAUCUAAUUCCUGGCACUACUCAGGAGUAUAAUUUGUAUGAAGCUUUAGAGGAAGGCUGGAUUGUGAGUGCCAACAAACCACUGACUCUUGAGGAAGCUGUAAAAAUGAAACUUUUCCACAUGGAAAGUGGGAAAUUUACCGAUCCCUUAAUUGGUGACCAAUUGGACCUUGCUCAAGCAAUUGAACAUGGCCUUAUAGAUGGACAAACAACUUCUGUCAGAGAUUCUAACACUGGAAAGCUGAAAUCCAUUCGCAGUGCAAUGGAAGAAGGUGUUGUCAGUGUUCAGGAUGGUACAGUGAAAGACCCUACCUGUGGGAGGAUGAUACCUCUUCCACUGGGAUUUGAUCGUGGUAUUCUGGUUACUACAGAGAAACCUAUUACAUUUCAACAGGCUGUUCGGAGAGGUUCCAUUGACUUUUUGAAAGGAACUUUCAAAGAUCCAAGGACCAAGAUAGAGUGCACUCUAGAGGAGGCUGUCAGACAUGAGUUGAUAGAUCCAGAGUCAGCUGUGGUGAAGGAUCCAAAUACUGGCUUUUUCAAGACUGUCAAAGCAGCAAUUAGAGAAGAAUUAAUUGAUAUAAAAAAAAGAGCAAUGUUUGACCAUAACACUGGGAAGGCUAAAACUUUAACCAUUAUUUUUGACCAAGGAACUGUUAUUUUCUUAAGAGAACCCAUGACAUUUGACAAAGCAGUGGACAGUGGCAGUCUGAAUAUGGUCACUGGUCUGUUCAAAGAUCCAGAGUCUAAAGAAAUUCUGAUUUUUCAUGAAGCUAUUAGACUUGGAUUGGUGGAUCCAGACUCUGCUGUUGUUAAAGAUACAAAAAAAAAGAGGGUUUUGAAACUGAGUAAUGCUUUCAUUGAAGGUGUGCUGGACCCAGACAAGAGCACAGUUCUCAAUACAGCCACUGGUCAGUUCUUAACUAUUGGUGCUGCGUAUGAAUCUUCCUUGAUUAUUACUCCAAGUAGAGCACUAUCAUUAAUCGAAUCCUUAGAGUAUGGAAUAUAUGAUCCUGAUAAUGGUUUAUUUGAAGAACCAUUCAGUGGGAAACUAAUUAACUUAAAAGAAGCCAUUGAGUCAGGAUUAAUAGACACAACAGUUACAGUAAUAAGAGAUCCAAGCACAGGACGUAUACUAACAAUCCAGCAAGCCAUCCAAGAAGGCUUGCUGGAUCCAAAAACAGGCUACAUCAUAGAUCCUGGGACAGGCAGAACAGUUAACCUUUUGGAUGCCCUGAAGAAUGGGUGGCUGAUUCCGGCAGAAGCCAGGAUGGCUGUCGAGGAAAAAUACAGACUCUGCGAUGACAGUCUUUCAAAGUUACUAACUUGGAUUGCAGAUGUAGAGAUGCAACUUGCUGAACUUGGACUGGUGAGAGAAAAUGUUGAUGAACUUCAGCAACAGCUCGACUCGGCAAAGGUUAUAAAGGAUCACCUAGAUGAUCAGCAGAGGCCAGUCACUACCUGCUUGGAUCAAGUUCGUCAAGUUGUUCAACAAGGAGCUGAUGUUCUGAGCAAGGAUGAGAUUCAUCAAAUCCAGAAGGACUCGGAUAACCUCAAGAAACGCUACGAUAGAACAAACACAGAAUGUGAAAGGAUUGUUAGAAAACUUACCUCAGCUCAAGAUGAGCUAAGGAAGUUCUCCAGUGAACACCAAACAUUCAGAGACUGGCUGCAUCGUGCUCAGCAAACUCUCGUGGAGAAGGAGAAAGACAUGGGUGAUCUCCACCGUCUCAAGGACAGUAGUGACAGUUAUCGUGUGUUUGCAAAUGAUGUUUUAGCCCAUCAAGCAGACUUGCGAUUUAUUACUAUGGCUGCCCAAAAGUUUAUGGAUGAAUCAAAGGAAUACACCAAAGUCUUGAAUGACUUCAGAACUAAUCUUCCUCAUCGUCUUUCUUAUCUGGAACCAAGGGAUAGUAUGGUCAAAACUGAUGUAGCAAAAGUGACUUCAGCUUAUCAGGACUUGUUAUCCCAGGUCACCCGCCUCAGUGACCAGUUGUUUGGACUAGGUGAGAAACAGAGACAUUAUGCAGACUGUGUAGAAAAGGCUACAAUGUGGCUCACAGAUGUUCAGAAAACUGCCAAGAAACUGAUAGAGGAACCAGUGGCAGCUGAACCUAGAAUCGUACAAGAUCAGCUUGACAGAGUAAAGGCUCUCAGCCUGGACGUUGUCAGUCAGAGCCGUCUAAUCACCAGUGUUAAGCAAGCUGGUAAGUCCCUGUUAGACAGCUUAGAGGAAACUGAUGUCAGUCAGGCAGAAAAGGAAUCGGUUAAGAAUAGAGUUAAAAAGUUGGAAGAUGACUACAACAAGCUUAACAGUAGCCUCAACGAGAAGAGCAAUGAGCUUCAGACAGUACUUGUUCACUCUCAGGACAUUCAAGAUGGAAUUGACCGACUGUUGAAGUGGCUAGAUGAAGCUGAAGGAAAGCAGCGUAGUCAGAGCAAGUCUGUAAGUCUUGUCCGUGAACGUCUAGAGGAACAGGUGCAGGAACACAGGAUAUUUCAGUCGGAUAUUAACAGUCAGAGACCGACUAUUGAUGCUGUAAAUAACUCUGCAAAAGAUUUACUCAACAGCUCCAAUCCUAGGCUUACCAAGAAAGUUGAAUCAAAACUGCGUGAUGUAAACACAAGAUUCGAAAAGUUAUGUGACAGAGCCCAUAAAAGAAAAGAAUUGUUGGACGAGAUAUCAGCAUUAUUGUCAUCAUUUGAAAAGCUGGCUAGUCAUGUUGAAGAAUCUUUUGACCACAUGUUAGAGUCUGUAGAAGGAUACGACAAUCAGCAGUUAAGUGCUCAUGAAUAUGCAACCCAUAUUGAAGAUGUGUUGAAUCAACGCAAUUCCAAAAAGGACGACUUUGAGCAAGUUGUCGCAACUGGUAAAAGUCUGGUGAGUAAGAGAGAUGUAACGGAUACCACGACAGUUAAGGAGAAGAUCAGGAGCCUUGAGCUACUGUGGAAAGAGCUUUAUGAUGCUCUAUUGGAGAGACAGAAGGCUGGAAAAGUCCGUGCCGAACAGCUCUCAGCAUAUGAGACUCUCAGGCAAAAGGUGUUUAGCUGGUUGACCACCAUGGAAACCAAGGUGGAAAAUCUUGGUCCUGUUGCCGUAGAAAAGGAGAUGCUGCGGAAACAAGCCAUGGAGAUUAAACCCCUGGUCAAGGAACAUUCAGACUAUGCAAUCACUAUUGAUAAAGUCAAUGAUUUGGGAAAUUCUUAUGAUGCUAUUUUAAGAGGAGAGCCAGCUCGUAGACUUUCGGGUAGUCCAAUAAAAAGAUCUUCCAUUGGCUCACCAACAUCCACCUUCAGAAAGGCUUCAUCUAAAUUGCGACGAACUUCAGAAGGCCAUUCCCCCUCUCCAAGUAGACAACUGCUUUACCAAAGUCCUAAUAUUGACCGAUCACGUGAAAUGGAAG
Molecule: messenger RNA, 12906 nt
Organism: Limulus polyphemus (Atlantic horseshoe crab)
Lineage: Eukaryota; Metazoa; Arthropoda; Merostomata; Xiphosura; Limulidae
Exons: 16
Biological process (GO): wound healing; intermediate filament cytoskeleton organization
Cellular component (GO): cytoskeleton; membrane; intermediate filament
Molecular function (GO): structural molecule activity; protein binding
Source: RefSeq, a predicted model, not a curated record